Molecule: messenger RNA, 633 nt
Organism: Diutina rugosa
Lineage: Eukaryota; Fungi; Ascomycota; Pichiomycetes; Serinales; Debaryomycetaceae
Gene: VPS20
Product: ESCRT-III subunit protein
Exons: 1
Coding region: 1-633 (210 amino acids)
Biological process (GO): vesicle budding from membrane; late endosome to vacuole transport via multivesicular body sorting pathway
Cellular component (GO): ESCRT III complex; multivesicular body
Source: RefSeq, a predicted model, not a curated record
AUGGGGAACUCCACGUCGUCGCUGAUCACCAAACAGGACCGGGCCAUUCUCCAGCUCAAGAAGCAGCGUGAUGCCCUCAAACAGCACCAGAAAAAGGUGACGUUUGCCAUCGCCCACGACACCGACCUCGCCAAACUGGCGGUGGCGGCUAACGAUCCCCAGCGGGCCAAAUUCUAUUUGAAGCUCAAACGUCAACAACUGGAUAUGCUCACUAAAGUACAAGGCCAGCUUGAGACUAUCGAAGGGUUAAUUGGCACCAUCGAGUUCAAAUUGGUGGAGAAGGAAGUGAUGGACUCGCUCCAACAAGGUAACCAAGUACUUAAGGAACUCAACCUGCAAGUGAGUGUGGAGAAGGUCGACGAAAUCAUGGAUACCAUGAAUGACGAGCAAAUCAGAACCGCGGAAGUCACCGACGCCCUUGGCCUUGGUGGUUUCGAUUAUGAUGUUGAAGACGAGCUUGCCGCGCUUGAGCGUGAAGCUAACCCCCCGACUAAGACUUCGGUGGCUCCACCUACCAAAGUGGCGAUGCCCGAUGCCCCCGAACUGGAGCCCCAGCUGCUUCCACAACCGCCUACACACGAGCCGCAACUGCCCCAAAAGCAGGCGGCGGCGCCGGCGCCGCUUCCGGCGUGA